This is a messenger RNA of Phytomonas sp. Hart1, 675 nucleotides long. The record is from the annotation of a GenBank genome assembly. NCBI's taxonomy places the organism in Eukaryota, Euglenozoa, Kinetoplastea, Trypanosomatida, Trypanosomatidae.
AUGCCUGUCCAUCCCGAAGUCCUCCCCACCCCGGCUCGUCUCCCACCCGAUGAUGCCCUUUACGCCAUUGGAAGGCUCCUCAAAAUCAUACUAAUUGGGAUUUUCAUUCUUUUUGGAGUGAUUCCCGCGUUAUGUGGUACCCUUCUACCGCCCUUUUCCAGCCUCUGGGAGGUUCUUAUUGCCAUCUCCCCCUACGCGUGGGCAUCGAUCGGCAUUGUUCUGAGCAUAUCCUUAUCAAUUAUGGGCGCCGCGUGGGGCAUUCUAACGAGUGCGGCUUCGAUUAGCGGCGCGGCGAUUCGCGCCCCGGAGAUUCGGAGCAAAAACCUAAUAUCGAUCAUCUUCUGUGAGGCGGUGGCCAUUUAUGGCGUUAUUCUGUCCAUUAUCAUGAUGGGGAAGAUUCGGGCGAGCACCUCGACGGUGGAUUUGGUCGGGUCCUACACUUCGAAUGCCAGGGCCGGCGGCUACGCCCUCUUCGCGGCGGGCCUCGCCGUCGGUGUGGGCAAUCUGGCCUGCGGCAUAGCAGUUGGCGUCGUCGGCAGUAGUUGCGCCAUCGCGGAUGCCCACAACAGUGCCCUUUUUGUGAAAAUUCUAAUUAUUGAGAUCUUCGCCUCCGCUCUUGGAAUUUUCGCAGUGAUCACGGGCAUUUUGAUGACCCAAAAUGUGAAUAUGUCUUGA